This is a messenger RNA of Sphenostylis stenocarpa, 390 nucleotides long. Lineage: Eukaryota; Viridiplantae; Streptophyta; Magnoliopsida; Fabales; Fabaceae. The record is from the annotation of a GenBank genome assembly.
AUGUCCUCCGAUGCAGCCACAAGCAAUGGUUAUAACCACACCACCAUAGGCACCAAUAGCUCUGCGUAUGGCCUCUAUGAUUGUGGUGGUGGCAUGGUUGGAUACUUUUGUCAAUUUUGUGUUUCCACUGCUACAAAAGAAGUCGCUCAGCUCUGCCCCAGUAAUGUAUCUGCUCUGGUGUGGAAUGAUUACUGCGUUAUAAGGUACUCAAAUGAGGACUUCUUUGGGAAAGCUUUGACAUACCCAACAUGGCAUACUGUUGGAACAAAAAACGUAUCUAACAAAAGACUCUCAAAAUUUUCUGGUCAAGGUUCGGAGAAGUUCAAUAAUGAAGUAAUGUUUAUAGCUAAAUUGAGGCAUCGCAACCUUUCUCGACUUUCACCUAUUUGA